This is a messenger RNA of Rotaria sordida, 164 nucleotides long. NCBI's taxonomy places the organism in Eukaryota, Metazoa, Rotifera, Eurotatoria, Philodinida, Philodinidae. The record is from the annotation of a GenBank genome assembly.
ACGAUGCUGAUGUUGUUGGCAAAGAUUCAAUAGGUGAUUGCAAAGUUAAAUUGAAACAUGUCUUCGACGAUGGUAAAUUUGACGAAUGGGUCAAACUACCGUCAAUGCUCGGUUUGUCGUCCCAUGGUCAAAUUCAUGUCGUCAUGAAUUUUAGACCGUCCUAA